Messenger RNA from Musa acuminata subsp. malaccensis (wild Malaysian banana), 846 nucleotides. The record is from RefSeq and is a predicted model, not a curated record. NCBI's taxonomy places the organism in Eukaryota, Viridiplantae, Streptophyta, Magnoliopsida, Zingiberales, Musaceae.
UCAUCUCUGUCUCCCUGCCGAAUUGUGCUUGGCUCACUGAUGCUAAAGUUCGGUGGCCUCUCUCCCGUCCUCCUGCUCUUGGUGAGCUGCAUCGCAUACCCGCUAAAACCAGCCAUGGCAGGGUGUGAGGCCAAGAGCUGUGGCCGCGUCACAAACAUUAGCCACCCCUUCUGGCUCCGUGACCCACGGCAACCUCCCUGUGGUGGACUUUCUUUGUUUGAGCUCUCCUGCGAGGAUGGUCUUCCCAUUCUGGUGAGUUCUUACAACAGUUCCUACUACCUUCAGGACAUCUUCUACGGGAACAAAUCCUUUUGGGUUAGGAACAAAAAUUUCAACGAUGAAGGCUGCGCUAUUCCCAAUUACGACAUACGGGUGGACCUCCCCGGUUUCUUCAGAGUUAGCGCGGUGAACACAGAGCUCCGCUUCUUCUACAAUUGCUGGGCGCCGCCGACCAUUUAUACCACAAGAAUAGACUGUGCUCCUAACGCCACCUUUGCGCUUGUCGGUGGACGUUAUGGUGACAACUCGACGUCACCGCCGUCACCACCGAACCGAUGCAACACGUCGAGGGCGCCGGUUUUGUUGCGAGACGGAGGAAGAGAAAGGAGUAGCACAGAAGACAUCAAGCGUCUCUUGAAGAAUGGAUUUCUGGUGGAGUGGGGAGAAUUCGAUGCUUGCUGGGAAUGCAAACUUAGCAACGGACGGUGCAGUCAUGACGAUGCAUCGGCGUCAUUCGUGUGUAUCUGCCCGGACGGACGGCACAGUCCCUGGAAUUGCAGAUCUAAGAGCAACAAGCGGAUUGUGACUGGUAAGAAACUUACAUUUCUGAGCCGGUUGAUCUCCUAA